AUGUACCAGACUUAUAUUGUGCGAGGAGAUGAAAUAUUACGAUUGCCAACAAAUGAAAACAUUCCAGAUGUCGACCUAAUAGACCGUGUCGUCAUAUCAACCGAUGAUAUGACAAUUGGACGCAUCACAGUGCAACAAGAUAAGAGCACUCUUGCUGUGGAUUAUGUGAACGGGAGCAGGGAAGCGACAGCUGUUGGUUCAAGAAUGGGUUUUUGCUACAGGGCUAACGUUUCAGAAGAAGAAGAAGAAGAAGACGAAGCAAAAAGUGGAACCAAGCGCAGGUACGAAGAAGCCUAG
This is a messenger RNA of Cylindrotheca closterium, 297 nucleotides long. NCBI's taxonomy places the organism in Eukaryota, Bacillariophyta, Bacillariophyceae, Bacillariales, Bacillariaceae. The record is from the annotation of a GenBank genome assembly.